Eremomyces bilateralis CBS 781.70 is the source of this 1566-nucleotide messenger RNA. RefSeq lists its product as uncharacterized. The record is from RefSeq and is a predicted model, not a curated record. The coding region runs from base 300 to 1442 and encodes 380 amino acids. The transcript is spliced from 5 exons. Lineage: Eukaryota; Fungi; Ascomycota; Dothideomycetes; Eremomycetales; Eremomycetaceae.
CUCAGCCGCGCCGUGGCUGCGAAUGAGUAAUGAUGCUGGUUAGAAGUUUUAGUCCAACAACCCAGAACAAAUUGAUGCGGACUUGAUAUACCUCCUAUCGGUGCCUACAUUCAUUCGAUCUGAUCUAGUCCGAUCUUCCACAACAGUUCGAUUUCAUGCACGCCGAUGCGCCCGCGAGACAACUUGCUAAAGUUGGAAUCCCAAUGAUGGUGACACCCGUUCCGAACAAUCGUCGACAUCCUCUGUAUUCUCGUUGAGUCUGCAUUAAUUGCCAGGUCAUCGUUUGAAUCCCGUCAACCAUGGCAACACCGACCCUAGAGGACAUCGCCACUUGGCCAGAGCCGAACUAUGACAAUCCGCGCGAUGUGCUCGAUCCCGUCGUAUGGGGCGUUGGUAUCACUCUGAUGAUCCUGGCCACGAUAUUCAUCUCAUGUCGGUUCUAUUCGCGGUUCGUGGUAGUUCGCAAUGCUCUAGGAUUGGAUGAUUGGACUAUGCUUCUGGCAUAUAUAUUCGCAAUGGGAAUAGCAAUAGUACAUAUAAUGGAGUUGAAAGCGGGCUACGGACGCCACCUCUACGACGUCAAAUUGGAAUGGCUCCCAUUAAUAGCCAAAUGGGGAAUUGUCACGCAAGUUGUGUUCGGUCCAGCGGCAGCGUUGACGAAGAUUUCCAUCUGCUUGACGUAUCUUCGCAUAUUCCCAUCGCGCACAAAUUCACAGUUCAACUAUAUCUGUAUCGUUGUUGUGGCCGCAUGGGGAGUUAUCUGCUCUCUAACAUCGUUGUUCCAAUGUUGGCCUAUGUCAGACACCUGGAAUCUUUUCAGGCCUAUUAGACAUUGUAUCAAUUUGGAAGUAUUUAUUAUUACAACGACGAGUAUGAAUUCCUUUACGGACUGUCUGGUCUUCCUCUGGCCUGUUUACUACCUCUGGAACAUUAAAAUGAGCCUUAACAAACGGGUUUGGCUGAUAAUAUCUUUCAGCUUAGGCGUCAUCGUCUGUAUCGGAAGUGUCGUUCGAGUAGUAUAUAUGGUCAAAUACUUUCGCUCCUGGGACGUCGCGUACAAUUCCACUAUUGUGUACGUCAUCUCCGACGUCGAAAUCUGCCUCGGGAUCAUCUGCGGCUGUCUCCCCGGCAUCCGCCCGGUUAUACGCAAACUUUUCCCAACCCUAAUAGGCUCCAGCGACCACCCCAGCACUGCACCCUCUGGUCGUCGACACACUGAUCUCGGCUACAGUGGUCCUCUCUCGUCACAACAGAGCCGUAACGCCGGAUACCGCGAUAUCCAUGUAACACUCGAUGUAGAAAUGAAGGCAUCGCCCGCGCCGACAAAGACCAGAACGUUGAGGAAUAUUAGCGACGACGAGAGUCAGGAGUGGAUUUUUAAGACCGAUAUCCAGAAUGAAGUCCGGACUGACAUCCGUGGGCCUAGCAGUCAAUCGUCUUGAGCUGCGGGGUUAUUGUAAAAAUCAUUGGAAGGCGUUUGGGACUCGACUUCAGCGUCACCUUUCUGCAGGAAGCCGUCGUGCAUGGUUGCGGUGGACUCGAUGCGCGCCGGAAUCGUGGCGCUCU